CACACAAUAACCAUAAAAAGCCCUUCUUUUUUCUUCUUUUCUUCUUUCUUUCUUUAAUUAUUUUAUUUUAUAAAAAGUGAUGCCAUUAUCUUUUGGGGCUGGUUCCCAUGAAAUAGUAGAAGCUACCAAGAGACAUAGUCGUUCACUUGACCUUGAACAGACAAAUGCAAGACAUGUUAGACUGCUUCAUCAACGAUCAGCCUCUGAGAGUGAUGGACUUGUUUUGGAAAAUGACAACACAAUUGAAAAACAAGUUCCUUCCAAGGUGUUUUCACUCUAUAAAAAACUGAGUACACCCAGUCGUUAUCGUAGUGGGAAAACAACCGGUUCGUUCUUACCAGAAAUCAAGACAACAGAUCGUUUUAAAAAGUCAAGAGCCUCAUUUAGUUCAGCAUUAUCCACUUUUCUUCCUAAUAACACUAAACAUAAUCAAACAGAAACAACCCUUUCAACGUACCGACAGACUGAAUUUGAUAAAACUAAUCCAACCUAUCUGCUGGCACAGACGGGCGAAUCAAGAAGGUCAUUACCUAGCACAUUACAAAAUGAUAUAAACCAGUUUGCUAUCGACGGAUAUGCUAAAAAAUACUUUGCCACACACAAAAGAGGGCUCUUUAGGAGAACGGUACCUAUUAAUGAAAUGCUGCAGUGGACAAAGGAUUCGAUUAGACAACCUUUACUUUUGUCAAACAAGAAUCUCUGUAAAGAUGCACUCAAGUGUUUCAGAAUCAUACAGAUUCUAAUGAGUGAUCGACCCAGGCCACGCAAUUAUAAUGCUAUGGAACACUUUCAGUCUUUGCUUGACUGUGGCAUUUCCAAGGGACAAAUGCGGGAUGAAAUCUAUGUUCAGAUCUGCAGACAGUUGAAUAAAAAUCCAAGAAGUGAAAGUAUCCGAAAGGGCUGGGAAAUCCUUUGUGUCGUCUGCAUUACUUUUCCUCCAUCAAAAAAUCUGGAAUCUUAUCUUUAUGACUUUGUUAAACAACAUCAUUCAAUUAAAGAAAACCAGGUGGAUGUCUAUAGUCAGUAUGUCACCGUGAAGCUGGAACGGAUCUGCUCUAGAGGUGCCAGAGGCAAGGUGUUAUCUAUUGCUGAGAUUGAAAGAGCUAUGGAAGCGCCCUUUAAACCAUCUAUUUUUGGAGAACCCCUCGAGACGGUGAUGAACCUUGAAAAAAAAGAAGGUUUGAAAAUACCCAGGAUAAUCCUGUUCUUGACGAAUGCUGUGCAUGAGCUGAAUGGGAAAAAAACAGAAGGUAUUUUUCGUGUUCCUGGUGAUGCAGACAUGGUCACUGAUCUGAGAGUUCGAAUUGAAAAUGGGAACUAUGAUUCAACUGGCAUUGAAGACCCCAAUGUACCUGCUUCUUUAUUAAAAUAUUGGUUAAGAGAUUUAGCAGAGCCCUUAAUACCAGAAAGAUUAUACCAGCAAUGCAUUGAAAAUGCAAACGAUGGAGAAAAGGCAGUCGAUAUCAUUAAUUCAUUACCAGAUUUUAAUAGACGAAUUGUUCUUUACAUCAUCAGUUUCUUACAGGAUUUUACUGAGCCUGAAGUUAUUCAGCAUACCCUAAUGAACGUAUAUAAUUUAGCCAUGGUAUUUGCACCUAAUUUCUUGAGAUGCCCAUCAACCCAUUUACCUACUAUUUUUGCCAACUCAAAACAUGAGCAAACAUUUUUAAAGACAUUGAUAUCUGUAUUACAAGUGGACAGAGAAGCCUGUGCACACCAAGAAGGCGAAAUCAUUGGCAGAGUCAACACAAUGUAACACUCAAAUGUGGAGUUUUCAUAUGUAAUAAAACUUUUUUUUUCUCGUUGAACAAACAAAAAAAGAAUAUAAGCAUGUAUUCUCUUUUCUUUUCUUUUUUUUUUUUU
This is a messenger RNA of Rhizopus microsporus ATCC 52813, 1863 nucleotides long. Its product is annotated as Rho GTPase activation protein. Bases 80 to 1756 code for a protein of 558 amino acids. The record is from RefSeq and is a predicted model, not a curated record. The transcript is spliced from 7 exons. Gene Ontology annotation, cellular component: cytoskeleton; cytoplasm. Gene Ontology annotation, molecular function: GTPase activator activity. Gene Ontology annotation, biological process: signal transduction. Lineage: Eukaryota; Fungi; Mucoromycota; Mucoromycetes; Mucorales; Rhizopodaceae.